This is a messenger RNA of Lepus europaeus (European hare), 1452 nucleotides long. It is a transcript of the gene RBFOX1, whose product is annotated as RNA binding fox-1 homolog 1. Gene Ontology annotation, molecular function: mRNA binding. The transcript is spliced from 13 exons. Gene Ontology annotation, cellular component: nucleus; cytoplasm. The coding region runs from base 74 to 1330 and encodes 418 amino acids. Lineage: Eukaryota; Metazoa; Chordata; Mammalia; Lagomorpha; Leporidae. The record is from RefSeq and is a predicted model, not a curated record. Gene Ontology annotation, biological process: regulation of alternative mRNA splicing, via spliceosome; nervous system development.
UCUAUAGAUUUUUUUCCCCUCUCUCUCCAUUGAUGUGUUGAGCUGCGGAAGGAACCAGCCCCUCGCUUAAAACAUGUUGGCGUCUCAAGGAGUUCUCGUGCAUCCCUAUGGCGUGCCUAUGAUUGUUCCGGCAGCCCCCUACUUUCCUGGACUCAUUCAGGGUAAUCAGGAAGCCGCAGCCGCCCCUGACACAAUGGCUCAGCCUUACGCGUCGGCCCAGUUCGCUCCCCCUCAGAACGGCAUCCCCGCGGAAUACACGGCCCCUCAUCCCCACCCCGCGCCAGAGUACACGGGCCAGACCACCGUCCCCGAGCACACGUUAAACCUGUACCCUCCCGCCCAGUCGCACUCGGAGCAGAGCGCCGCGGACAGCAACGCGCAGACCGUCUCCGGCACCGCCACACAGACAGAUGACGCAGCACCGACGGACGGCCAGCCCCAGACCCAACCUUCAGAAAACACGGAAAACAAGUCCCAGCCCAAGCGGCUGCAUGUCUCUAACAUCCCCUUCCGCUUCCGGGAUCCAGACCUCCGACAAAUGUUUGGUCAAUUUGGUAAAAUCUUAGAUGUUGAAAUUAUUUUUAAUGAGCGAGGCUCAAAGGGAUUUGGUUUCGUAACUUUCGAAAAUAGUGCCGAUGCGGACAGGGCGAGGGAGAAAUUACACGGCACCGUGGUAGAGGGCCGUAAAAUCGAGGUAAAUAAUGCCACAGCACGUGUAAUGACAAAUAAAAAGACCGUCAACCCUUAUACAAAUGGCUGGAAAUUGAAUCCAGUUGUGGGUGCAGUCUACAGUCCCGAAUUCUAUGCAGGCACCGUGCUGUUGUGCCAGGCAAACCAGGAGGGAUCCUCCAUGUACAGUGCCCCCAGUUCACUUGUAUAUACUUCCGCAAUGCCCGGCUUCCCGUAUCCAGCCGCCACCGCCGCGGCCGCCUACCGAGGGGCGCACCUCCGAGGCCGCGGGCGCACCGUGUACAACACCUUCAGGGCUGCGGCGCCCCCGCCCCCGAUCCCGGCCUACGGCGGAGUAGUGUAUCAAGAGCCUGUGUAUGGCAAUAAAUUGCUGCAGGGUGGUUACGCUGCGUACCGCUACGCCCAGCCUACCCCUGCCACUGCCGCCGCCUACAGCGACAGUUACGGACGAGUUUAUGCUGCCGACCCCUACCACCACACACUUGCUCCAGCCCCCACCUACGGCGUUGGUGCCAUGAAUGCUUUUGCACCCUUGACUGAUGCCAAGACUAGGAGCCAUGCUGAUGAUGUGGGUCUCGUUCUUUCUUCAUUGCAGGCUAGUAUAUACCGAGGGGGAUACAACCGUUUUGCUCCAUACUAAAUGACAAAACCAUAAAAACCUUCCAAUGUUGGGAGAAAGGAAGCUUUCCGAGGCCUGAGUAUUGCAAUACAUGCAGUAGUGCAUCAUUUUAGCAACUCUAAAAAAAUAAAAAAUAAAGAUAA